Messenger RNA from Lottia gigantea (owl limpet), 480 nucleotides. RefSeq lists its product as hypothetical. NCBI's taxonomy places the organism in Eukaryota, Metazoa, Mollusca, Gastropoda, Lottiidae. The transcript is spliced from 3 exons. The coding region runs from base 1 to 480 and encodes 159 amino acids. The record is from RefSeq and is a predicted model, not a curated record.
AUGGACUCCCCGAAAAAUUUUCAACUUAGAAAGAAUUGGAGACCAGGUAUAAAAGAUACGAGUGAUGAUGAAGAUAUCAUUAUUGAUGGUAGUGGAAACGAUAUUUUAGAUCAUCAACAACCUUUCUCAGAUACUCAACAUUCCUUGAUAGAUACGUGGUUGCCUUGUUGUGAAAUUGGAAGUUCGGUUGGUGCAUGUGGAAUUUUAUGUGAUGCCGAACUUCAUUACAAUAAACUGGCAUCCGGGGUUCUUAGUCUUAGACUAGAAUACGAGAAAAAACUAGACAUAUAUCUCAAACAGCGCGGGAAAUCAGUGCCCAUGUUAUUAUUUAAACAAUGUAUUGAAAGGAGACCAAACGAGUUCUAUAAAUGCUGUUCGGCUGCUAAAUCGGAAAGGCGGGAAAAUCAAAGAUGGAAUAAAUUCAAACCUCCACGUAUAUCGAACAAAAAACAACUAGCAUGGAGAUUUGUUAAUGGUUGA